This is a messenger RNA of Peronospora matthiolae, 174 nucleotides long. NCBI's taxonomy places the organism in Eukaryota, Oomycota, Peronosporomycetes, Peronosporales, Peronosporaceae. The record is from the annotation of a GenBank genome assembly.
AUGGGAAUCGAGCUUGGCGCGAUCGGAUCCUAUCGCCGUUAUCGGGAGGAGGCGAUCGGUGACUUGCUGCGCGCGAAUGGACUGACGGACGCGAACCCGACGCGCUCACCCACUGGCGACGACUGGUACGACGAGACAGAUAGCGACUUGACGCAUCUACGUAGGUCCAGGUGA